This is a messenger RNA of Dama dama (fallow deer), 3494 nucleotides long. It is a transcript of the gene ANKRD24, whose product is annotated as ankyrin repeat domain 24. Gene Ontology annotation, molecular function: actin binding. Lineage: Eukaryota; Metazoa; Chordata; Mammalia; Artiodactyla; Cervidae. The transcript is spliced from 20 exons. Bases 1 to 3237 code for a protein of 1078 amino acids. The record is from RefSeq and is a predicted model, not a curated record.
AUGAAGCAGCUGUGUCUGUGCGCCGCCGCCUCCUUCGCGAGCCAGGACUGGGGCAAAAGUGACGAGCGGCUGCUGCAGGCGGUGGAGAACAAUGAUCCCACGCGGGUGGCCUCCCUCAUCACCCGCAAGGGGCUCGUGCCCACCAAGCUGGACCCCGAGGGCAAGUCCGCAUUCCACUUGGCAGCCAUGAGGGGUGCAGCCAGCUGUCUUGAGGUGAUGCUGGCACACGGCGCCAACGCCAUGAGCACGGACGGGGCAGGUUACAACGCCCUCCACCUGGCUGCUAAGUACGGGCACCCACAGUGCUUGAAGCAACUACUGCAGGCAUCCUGCGCGGUGGAUACAGUGGACAGCAGUGGGUGGACUGCCCUGCAUCAUGCAGCUGCUGGCGGCUGCAUCUCCUGCUCAGAAAUACUCUGCUCCUUCAAGGCCCAUCUGAAUCCCCGAGAUCGGCUGGGUACAACACCCCUCAUCAUUGCAGCUCAGAUGUGUCACACAGAUCUGUGCCGCCUCCUCCUGCAGCAGGGGGCUGCUGCAAAUGACCAGGACCUUCAGGGCAGGACGGCCCUGAUGCUGGCCUGUGAGGGAGCCAGCCCCGAAACAGUGGAGGUGCUGCUGCAGGGCGGCGCCCAGCCGGGCAUCACAGAUGCGCUGGGCCAGAAUGCUGCUCACUACGGCACCCUGGCAGGGGACAAGCUCAUCCUGCACCUCCUCCAGGAGGCAGCCCAGCGCCCCUCACCACCCAGCGAGGAUGAUUCAGGCGAGGCAUCAUCUCAGAAUUCUGUGUCCAGCCAUGACAAGCAAGGGGCCCCCAAGAAGCGGAAGGCACCUCAACCCCCCACCAAUAUCCCAAUGCCGGAUGACCAAGAUGCCUACGAGGAGAUCGUGCGGCUGCGACAGGAGAGGGGCCGUCUGCUACAGAAGAUCCGGGGCCUAGAGCAGCACCAGGAACGAAGAAAGCAGGAGCUGCCAGAGGCAGAGGCCAGUUCCCUCCACAGCCUGGAGAGACAGGUCCAAGAGCUACAGCAGCUUCUGGCCGAGAAGCAGGAGGAGAAGGAGAGCCUGGGCCGAGAGGUGGAGAGUUUGCAGAGUAGGCUCUCCCUUCUGGAGAAUGAGCGGGAGAACACCAGCUAUGAUGUGGCCACCCUGCAGGAUGAGGAGGGUGAGCUACCCGAAUUCCCAGGGGCUGAGGUGCUGCUCUCCAAGCAGCUAAGCCCGUCGGCCCAGGAGCUCUUGGCUUCGCUGCAGGAGCAGGUGGCCAUGCUCACCAGACAGAACCAGGAGCUGAUGGAGAAAGUCCAGAUCCUGGAGCACUUUGAGAAGGACGAGAUGGAGGCAGAUGGUCUGGCCGAGGUCAUUCCUCUGGAGCUCUACAAUGCUCUCCAGGCUGAGUUUGACCAGCUCCGCAGGCAGCAUGCCAAAGCCCUGCAGGCGCUGGAGCAGCAGAAAGCUCGGGAGGCCCUUGCAGAAGAGGAGGCAGCCUCUAGGGAGGGCAAAGGUCUGGGAACCAAGACCUCCAGAAAUGGGCCGGUGGAAAUAGCGCUUAACGGCACUGCAGCUCCGGAAACCAGAGUGAAUGGAGUCGAGACCACGGACGAGGAGGCUGCAGGAGUAGAAACCAUGGAAGCCCUGUCACAGAGCUUGGAAGUCGUGUCCACGAUGGCCGAGGCCACGGACACGGAGACCACGGAAACAGAGGGUGUGGGGGCCCAGCCCUUGGAAACAAAGGCCACAGGAGCUGAGGUUACAGAAAUGAAAACUCCAGAAGGAGGAGGAAACCCAGAACCAAAGGCCAUAGGAGCAGAGACCACCAGUAUGAAAACAGAAAUGAAGCCCACUGGAGUAGGUGCAGUGGAAGAGCUCACAGGCACAGAGGCCAUGGGAGAGGAGGUCAUGACCCCGAGGGUCCUCACAGGCCCCAUCCUGCACCCGGGUGCUGCAGAGGCCUCAGAAAAGCUGCAGACCGAGCUAGAGACCAGGAUCCGCAGCUUGGAGGAGGCGCUCAGGCAGCGGGAGCGGGAGGCGGCCGCCGAGCUGGAGGCGGCCCACGGCAAGUGCGAGGCCGCGGAGGCCGAGGCGGGCCGGCUGCGGGAGCGGGUGCGGGAGGCUGAGGGCGGCCGGGCUAGCGGGGUCAGAGAUGGGGACACAGGCCAGCUGCGGGCUGCCCUGGAACAGGCCCGCGAGGACCUCCGGGACCGGGACUGCCGUCUCCGGGAGUUAGAGGCAGCCUCGGUCCUGCUGGACGAGGCCCGGGCCGGCCGGCUGCUGGCCGAGGAGGAGGCCCGGGGCCUGCGGGCAGAGCUGGCCCGACGGGAGGAGGCGCGGCUAGAGCUGAGCCGGGAGCUGGAGGCGCUGCGGGAGCAGCUGGUCGUGGCCACGGCCACCGGGGAGCAGCAGCGGGCCACGGCCGCCGAGCUGGGCCAGGCGCGGGAUGCGGCCGAGGCCCGGGCCGCGGAGCUGUCCGUGGCCUGUGAGGAGGCCCGGCAGGGCCUGGCAGAGCUGCGGGAGGCCUCCGAGGCGCUCCGCCAGUCGGCCGUGCCGGCCUCCGAGCACCACCGGCUGCAGGAAGAGGCUCUGGAGCUGCGGGGCCGGGCCGCCUGCCUGGAGCAGGAGGUGGUGGCCACGGGCAAGGAGGCCGCCCGGCUGCGCGCAGAGCUGGAGCGCGAGCGGGCGGGCAGCAUGGCCCGCCUGGAGCACGAGCGCAUCGUGGGCGCCCUGCAGGCCGACGUGGCCCGGUUGCAAGGGCAGCUGGAGGAGCUGGGGCGACGCCACGAGAAGACCACAGCCGAAGUCUUCCAGGUGCAGCGGGAGGCGCUGUUCAUGAAGAGUGAGCGACAUGCGGCGGAAGCCCAGCUGGCCACGGCUGAGCAGCAGCUGCGGGGGCUACGAACUGAGGCCGAGCGGGCACGCCAGGCCCAGAGCCAUGCCCUGGAGGCCCUGGAGAGGGCCAAGGAGAAGGACAAGAAGAUCACGGAGCUCUCCAAGGAGGUCUUCAGUCUUAAGGAGGCGCUGAAGGACCAGCUGGGGGCCCCAGACUCCUUGGAGGUGGAAGCCCUCCGUGGCCAGGUGAAGGCUCUGCGGGAGCAGCUAGAGGAGGCUGCCAGGGACCACAGUGCAGUGGUAGCCUUGUACAGGAGCCACCUCCUCUACGCCAUUCAGGGUCAGAUGGAUGAAGACGUGCAGCGAAUUCUGAGUCAGAUUCUGCAGAUGCAGAGGCUCCAGGCCCAGGGCCGCUGAGAGCAGAGGACUGCCCUCUGCCCCCCUAGGCCUCUCACGGGGGCUUGGGGACUCAUGCACUGACCUUCCGCGCUUGGAGACUAGCCUGGGCCCCUUCCCCACUGUCCUCACUGCCUCCACCGGCCCCACUGGUCCCUGCGUGCACUGGGCAGUCUAGACCCCGGCCCUAGACCCCGGCUCCUGCCACCGGGGAAUCUGAGUCCUCUCCCCAACAUCUGGUCCCAAACACUACCCCAGGAAUAAAAGCUCACGGAGCA